This is a messenger RNA of Rhopilema esculentum, 6854 nucleotides long. NCBI's taxonomy places the organism in Eukaryota, Metazoa, Cnidaria, Scyphozoa, Rhizostomeae, Rhizostomatidae. The record is from RefSeq and is a predicted model, not a curated record.
UGCGCUUCUCUGUAUUGGCCAAUUCGCACACUUAAAUGCCACCGAGAUGGCUUAAACAAUAAAGACUUUUUAAACUCCAGACACCAGUUCCAUUUUAAAAUCAAAUUUAAAAUCCACCAGUUCACUUUUUAAAAUCCAAACAACGAAGAGUGUUUUUGAACAUGGGGCAGAAAAUUGAAUUAGUUUCUUAGUUGCUGACCAAUACUUCCUUUUGAAUGAAUAUGCCAAUAAUACCUCGAAGUCCCUAUGAGUAGAAAUAUUGUAAUCUGCUUUCAAAUGUUUACGAGUAGCUGCAUCUUUGUUUACCAUCCUUCAAUCGUGGACACAGGUGCAAAAACUAAUUUCUGUUUGCUGAACCUUCCUAUUGCACUUUUAUGCGAGUUUUAAAUGGUCUGGAUAUCAAAAGAACAAAUAGGAAAAAAAUAAACUGCUUAAGUAAAACGACGCACUGGUGGAGGGAUCUAGCUAAAGAUGUGGUGGAGGGAUCUAGCAUCGUUGGCCUCUUGCUGAAUUGAUAAUGUGUCUCCAAUAUCCAUUCAAUGUUCAACAUUCUUUAUAGUAUUAAGCUAGCAAAGUACAACUGCGCUGCUAGACAUCAACUUUGGCCUGAACGACAGAGGAAAACUCAAUGCAGUUGAAUUAAGUUGGAUAGCCUUAUGCUGAACUUGCAGCCUUACGGCAGUAGCCCUCAAUCACUUAAUUGAAUGCACUGAGAAUUAUGUGAAACCGUGAUUUGAAUUCGUUUCUUUAUCCUAGCAACAGUGGGUGAGGAUGCUAGCUCAUUUAUCUUGAAAUCGUCUGUCAUAAGAAUGUUUGGAGUGCGUGGCGUGGGCACGAUCGCGUAUCGCAAUCGGUGGUUUAAUGGGUUGAAUAAUAGCAUGGAAGUUUCACAAAGGCUAAAGUCAAACGCAAACACAGGCAAUGAACAAAGCUAUUUGAAUCAUCGCCCAGAGAAAGCCUACAUAUUCUAGAACUAAACAGGACAACGAAAGGAUACCUGGUCACUUUUGUGAAACAUGAUUCCAGACUGCUUGCAAAAUUCUAUUGUUAUCAAAGAAAGACGAUUACCUCAGAGGAAGUUGCAAGUGAAGAGAAAUUCGAGGAACGGCUGAAAAGGAACUCGAGAGUUUUCAUUUGGAUUUCCUUUAUUGUGAAUUUAAGCUUCAAGAGCAGCUUUGUAGAAAACACUAAGCGAAACGAGGAGUGAAAAGUAGAAGUUUAAGGGACAAGGAAGGAAAACUUAGUUGAUUAACGCCAAGGACAGAUGAAAUCGUCAGUCAAGUCGAGACAAUGAAUAGUAGCGCUCUAAUCGAAAACUCGAGCGACGGAGUCAGUUAUCUGCACUUCCAGUGUCUAAAAGCCAGUGCUAUGUACCCAGUCGACGAAAGAUUUCAUAUCAAUUACAAACUAUUAAUAGCCUUCGAUGUAUUCCUGGCACCAUGGGCAUUCGUACUGAAUUUGCUAGUUCUGAUUGUACUUAUCAGGCACCGGUCUUUACGAACUGUACCAAACUGUAUCCUUAUGAGCCUUGCAGUCAGUGACAUGAUUGCUGGAUUUCUCAUCCAGCCAAUGAAAGCAGUAAUCACAACGAUGAUACUACAUAGAAAAAUCAACUGCAUCCUGUACCUCACUGCACUUCAGCUUGGAUACCUAAUGGGGAUGACGUCAUAUUUAUCGCUAACAUUGAUGUCUGUAGAGAGAUAUGUUGCGAUUUUCUAUCCUUUUAAAUAUCAUCAGUGGACGAGCAAAAAGACUGUAGUAUUGAAACCGAUCUUAGCAGUGUGGUUAUUUUCAACCGUUAUUAUGGGCCUCAGCUUCCUGACUCCUCAAAUGAGUGUAAUGCGAUUGUUCGUUAUAAUCCUCAUACCCACAUCAAUAUUAUGGAGUGCAUUUGUUUACAUCAAAGUUACGAUGCUGGUGCGGAAAUUGAAUAGUCAAGUGGCAUCUGUAUGCUGCAACGAUUCUGGUCACCAACAAACUGCUGUUGGUCAAGAGAAGACUGAAGCACACACGAGCCACAUCACUGAUCAAACCGACAAAGAGACGAAUCAGUUAGGGCCAAGCAUCAUCAACUCGAUGAAGAAGGAGGAAACCCAAAGCUUCGCUAAAAAACUCAAAAAGUACAAUCAAAAAUUAAAACCUAAUUCAAAGGCAACCAGAUUGGUUAUCAUUAUCAUGGCGAUUCUUUGUCUUUGCUAUAUACCAUCAGGAGUUUUGACAUUUCUGAGGGAUUAUUCAAAUCUAAAAGAACCAUGGAUUAGAGGGGUUCAUGACUGGGGAACGAGUUUCGUUCUCCUAAACUCGACUUUAAACCCAAUCAUAUACUGCUUGAAAAUAACUGAAAUGCGAGUGAAAAUCAAGAUAAUGUUAUGCAACAUUAUCCGCAAGGUGACAUGGAAAUAAAUAAAUACGGUGGCUGUCAUCUGAAGGAGAGAGAUUGAAUUUCUUGGAGUCAGGAAAUAUGAAAGCCUUGAUUAAAAUCGACUUAUAUUCUUUGAUUUGUGAAAUUUAAUUUUGAGCUCAGGAUGCAGAGGGAGUAUGUCUCGACCAAUCACGAUGGAAUGAGAGAACACUCUUGUCUUAUCUCGAACGAAGUUCCCAAUAGCAUUUUUAACAAUUGAUUGCUAGCAAUGAUUCUUUGUAAGAAUUUCUAUACGUGUAAAAUUUUAAUUCGUUUGUUCUCCUCAAAUCCCUUUCUCCUCAAAUGGGAUUGGGGUUAGAGUACAAUAAAAUUACACACUUUUGAUUAAUAGUCUUCAAUUAUUGUUGAACCUUGAUUCUUAGAAAACUUCAAAUCUGAGUGUAACAUAUUUUUAAAAUCAUUAUUUAACGACAUCAAGGGUAAGUUCUUUUAGGAAAUGGAAAAGAGUAAGAAAUUCCAAAAGCCCGUUAAAGUGUUUUGUUUUACUGCUACUUGAGUUUAGGAAUAUUUCAGCCUGGCUGUAAUUCCUAUUUUCUUUUGUCUUUUUAGCAGUUUUAAGGCUCAAAAUUUAAAUAAACGAUAUUCUUAUAAAAUAGUGUGUCGUUAUCUUCAAAAAACGAUUUAUUGAAAGUUAUUCGCUCUGAAGUCGUCAGAUUGUUGUUGUUUUUCAUAGAGUCAGAACCUAAAUUAUGAAAACCGCACCAAUUUACCAAGAAAACUAAGUGGUAUCCACGUGAAUUCACGACAGUAGCGUUGAAAAAUCUUUCACCCAAAUACACAGCUUAAUGAUCUUUUUCUACAAUAGCCAUAGACGAGCAGAGCAAUUACUGUAAGUCCUCGAAUAAACCCCCACUGUUGAAUAAGCCACUCUCGAAUAACCCCCAGACUUGAAGUACUUUUUGUAAAAUAAGCUCCUACUCUCUAUUAAGCCCUCAUGGGUUACAGCAAAAUGUUUAGCCAGUCUCAAACAGUCUUAAACAGUCUCAAACAGUCUCAAACAGUCUCAAACAGUCUCAAACAGUCUCAAACAGUCUCAAACAGUCUCAAACAGUCUCCAACAGUCUCAAACAGUCUCAAACAGUCUCAAACAGUCUCAAACAGUCUCAAACAGUCUCAAACAGUCUCAAACAGAGAAAGAAAAUUCACCAUACUAAAAUUUUUGCAAAGAAAGCCAUCCCCCUCCACCCUCGAAUUAGCUCCCAACCAAAAAUAUUCUCUGCGAAAUUAGCCCCCGGGGGCUAUUUCAAGGACUAUAGUAACCUUGUUUUCGCAGCCACAUACAUAUUUAUAUAUAAGAAACAAAAACAUACUUGUUGAUUGCCACUGAUGAAGGGAUUUUUGUCAGAGCUGCUCUUUCUUUCAAAGAAUGUACCUGUAAUUGUAAAAAAUAUUUUAUCAAGAUUUCAGUAAUUUUAUCAUAAUUUAUUCUUUUUAUUAAGUGACAAGAAUUAAGCUUUACAGUGAUACGCUUCUUUUCUUUUAUAAGAGAUUGAUAAAAAUUUACAAGACUAUUUAAAUCAUAGCGACACGUAAGCAUCUUAAGCUUUUUUAAAGAUUUCUGUAGAUACAGUAGGCACAAGACGGAGUUUGAACCUGUUUUUUGCAUUCAUCCAGGGACACCGGAACGACUAAGGGGCAAGGGAAGAGGUUUCAGUAAAAAGGCAUCUGAAAUAUAAUUUUCACCUUCAACUAAUUCGUUUGUAACUUUAAUUUUAUUUAUAUAUCUUCUGUAGGCAUGUUGAAAAGGGGCUAAAAUCUGACAUUGGAAAUUUCACAAGAUUUGAGGAAUAUCAUCAUGAAUACAGUCAUAAUUCAAUAUGAUUCUAUUUGAUAAUUACAAAAGACCGAUGUCAAGGGUACUUUUGUGAAAAGGGCACUUUUGCCCCCUGCCCCUCCUUUGAAAGGGCAAGAGGGGUGGUUGCCCUCCUACCCGUCCCCCUCUCUCCGAACGUAUCUGCAUUCAUUAAACUUCUUUACCGUACGACCACUCUGAUUUCUUGGCUGUGAACUAAAUACAACCUGUGCAAAUAUUCGGCUGCUGAUUUACUUCAGAACAAAGAGUGUUUGAUUUGCAAUAUGGUUUUUUUAUCCAUUUUCUUGGAAGUCCUAUUAAUGGUGGGGCUAUUUGAACUUGUCGAGUAUGGUUGACACUCUGAUUGCCCGAGCACUCCACUUUCAAUUGAUUUGGUUUUAGAAAUAGCACCUGGCUUUGAAACGUUGCGAGCUUAAAAGGUUUGUUUAGAAACUGACCAACGUUGGGACUCUCUUUUCAUAUUCUAAUGACUUUAUACAAUGAACAACAGUUGUUGGAAUCUUGCAGUCAGUUUCAGCAAAUAAAGAUUUCAUAUAAUUGCAAUAAAAAUUUUUCAUCAAACAGGUGGCAAAGCUCAAAUCAAAAAAGGUAAACUUUUAAUAUUUCCUUUUUCCUUUCACCAUGGAAACAGGUAUUAACCAUAAAAUUAUUAUUUGUCAAAACAAUUGAAUUCGAAAACGGAUUUCUGGAAAAUCAGCUGCCUACUCCCAAAACUUAAAAACUGAACUGAACCUUUCAGAGAAAUUCUAGAAAGAGAUACUUUCCGAGAAUUUGGUAUUCAAUGAGAUGGAUUAGUAAGUACCCCUCUUGAAUGCUUCCGCCUUUCCCUUUUUAUGCGAUCCUCAAAUUGGCAGCACAAAACUUUUGAAUUGGCUCUUAAGCGUAGAGCUUUGCGACUCGAGUUUGCUUCAAACAUAGCUUUUUAAAUGUGCUUUUUCUACAUAGCUUUUUAAUUUUUUUUGCCUACAUAGCUUUGAACUGCUUUUUGUACGACGUAACCGGAAAGGAAACAGCCAAUUUCUGCUUUAACUAGAAGCUUUUGUGUACUUCAGUGCCCCAAUUUUUGACGUUUGAUAGUCGCUUGUCUAUUGAUAGUUUUAUUUUGAACAAUUAAAAUAAAAUCACGAAGACAAUUAAUCAUCAAUAAAACCUUAGCAAUUUCUUACGCCCAAUUCUCUCUCUUACUCCAUGUCGCCAACGCCUGUUUACUUGGUGAUAACAUCUUAUCCUCACUUUUUCAAUGGGCAUAUUUAUAGCUAUUAACACCAGAACGUCUUGAUUCGAUAAUACUAAGUUGAUCGAGAUUUUAAUACCUUGUUUUAAGGCAGUUCACCCACAAUAACUUAUGUCAGAUGCCAGAAAGGCAGAGGAAGACCCUGUUAAGGCGAGGCUUUCAAUUUUUAAUUAUCCAAUCACGGAGGGGUCAGACUGCUUUCAAUAAAAAGAAAAUUUUUUCGUUUAUUUCUAGCACAAUGAUGGCAUACGAAAAGACUUUGACAAUCUCAGACACCAGAAAAUUGGAAUAAGUUGUGCUGUGCUCUGAAACAGGAAAAAUAACACUUUGUAGAACAACAACUUCCUUGAUGUAUCCUCCGUGAUGUUUUUGUUCCUUCUAUUACUUUUUUGGAGAGAAAUUCCCCAUUCAAAAGAUUUUCCUUUAUACAACCCUGGUACCUACAAACGAUGGUUUCCGAUUUAUGAAAUCUAUGACACAGCAAGACGUUCUUCUGACGAGUCAUGGUCCGUUCUAACAAGUCUGAUAAAUAUUUCGAUCUGGACAUAGCCUUUUUUACUAGUCACAGGAGAGAAUACCCUGUUUGAAUCCAAAAGAUACUAGAAAACAUUGAUGAAAAUUUAGCAAAUAGUCCCUCACUGAAGGUCUUGAUUAGCCAAGAUUUGAAUGGCCUAAAUUGUGCUUGCCUGAGUGUCAUCGAAAUAUCAAAAUGAGACCGCUGGUCUAAAGUUUGGUCAAAAAACUUCAUGAAAACCAGCCAAAGUGUUAGCAAAUGUCAGAGCAAUGUUGCAACCCAAAGCAGCUCCAUCUAAAAGGCGCUUCAUUGAUUAUUGUAGCUUUACUAGCGACAAUUAGUAUAAGGUCUUCGAGCAUGCAACUGCUACCCGCCAUUUAUAUUCCUCUGAAACUACUUUACGGAACAAUUACUAACACUUGGGAAAAUAUUUGAAGGAUGUUCCCCAAAAGCAAAAACAAACAUGCUUGAAGGAUGUUCCCCAAUAGUCUGUUUGGUCAUCACAAUUUCUUCAAGCGACUUCCCAUUUGCAUUUUCUUCCUUUAAUAUAUCAAAAUGGCUGAAGCAAAAGUAGCAACAUCUUCUAUUUUCUUUAUAUAAUGAAGGAAAGAGAAAAGAUGCAAUUGAACGAGAAAGAAAAGUGAUAGAAAAAGUUAGUGGAAACAUGAAUGAGGCCAAAGGUUAUCAAACUUUAGAAGUAAGACGAGUGGUAGUUUAGAAUGAAAGAAAUGUGUUUAAAACAUUAUCGAUCUAAAACCUUAAGUGACUGGCAAACAGUUAAAGAACAGUAGACCGAGCAUUUUGAGCUUCUAUUAUCUCAAUUUGUUUACCAACCUGGUUCUGCAGCAGUGAUAGUGUACGUAGAUCCUAA